This is a messenger RNA of Bombyx mandarina (wild silkworm), 1146 nucleotides long. RefSeq names its product Per1-like protein PGAP3 (gene PGAP3). Gene Ontology annotation, biological process: GPI anchor biosynthetic process. Lineage: Eukaryota; Metazoa; Arthropoda; Insecta; Lepidoptera; Bombycidae. The record is from RefSeq and is a predicted model, not a curated record. Gene Ontology annotation, molecular function: hydrolase activity, acting on ester bonds. Gene Ontology annotation, cellular component: endoplasmic reticulum membrane.
AAAUUUUUUCGAAAGUAGUCUUUGAGAAUAUUAGUCUAAAGAAUUGAUUCUAAUAAUGGGAUCCUUAAAAAUAACUUUAGUUACAGUAUUUAUUUUAAGUUGUAAAUUGAGUCAGUUAUCGGCGAGCGAAGGCGAUCGCUUGUACAUAUAUAAAGAUUGUCUCAAACGAUGCAUAUCGAGGAAUUGUGAUGAAAAUGGCCUUUUGUUCAGACAGAAUACAACAAUACAACAGGAUUUCUGGUGUAGGCUCUUCAGUUGGCGAUGCAUAGACGAGUGCAAGUAUCAUUGCAUGUGGUCUGCUGUAAAGAAAUUAGAGAAUGCUGGUCGGCAAGUAGUCAAGUUUCAUGGCAAGUGGCCAUUCAAACGGAUUAUGGGUAUGCAAGAGCCCGCAUCGGUAUUUGCAUCUCUACUCAAUUUGUUAGCAAACGCAUACAUGUAUUCCAAAUUAAGGACGGAGUUUUCAAUCAAAUCGAGACCUAUGGUGUUACUGUGGCAUUUAUUUGCUCUUGUGUGCAUGAACGCGUGGGUAUGGUCUAUGGUGUUCCACACAAGGGAUACUCCGUUCACAGAGUUCAUGGACUACACGUGCGCCCUGUCCAUGGUCAUGGGGCUGUACGUUGCUGCUGUUGUGAGAAUAUUGCAUAGUCAGAAGAAGAUCGUAGCGACGCUGCUGACGGGCUCGUUGCUGUACUUCGCGACGCACGUGCGGCUGCUGGCCACCGGGGUGGUUGACUACGACUACAACAUGACCGUCAACGUUAUCUUCGGCGCGGUGGGUUCGUUUAUCUGGCUGGUGUACGCGGGGUACCUGAGCGCGAGAGGCUCCCGCUACUCGUCGCGCAUGCUGUGGUUCGUGACGUGCUCCGCGGUCGUGCUGCCGCUGGAGCUGCUGGACUUCCCGCCGGUCCGCCGCGCGUGGGACGCGCACGCCGUGUGGCACCUCAGCACCGCGCCGCUGCCCCUGCUCUUCUACCAAUUCGUGAUUGAAGAUCUCCGUUAUACGCAGAGCAGACAAGACAAACUUUUGUAAAAACCGUAACAAUGUAACUUUAGUCUGUUGAUUUUUAAAUAAAACAGAACUUAAUCCACUACGAAGUGCUAUGUGUACUAUUUGAGCAUUGUUACUGAUUCAAUAAACGAGAGCUC